Molecule: messenger RNA, 1184 nt
Organism: Ictidomys tridecemlineatus (thirteen-lined ground squirrel)
Lineage: Eukaryota; Metazoa; Chordata; Mammalia; Rodentia; Sciuridae
Source: RefSeq, a predicted model, not a curated record
AGUUCAGAAUAAAACCAACAAUUUAAAAGAAAACCGAGUUUAUAGCAAAGAAGUCUGUUGAUGCUAAACAUCAUUCCAAUGUUUCUACGUCCUUUUCCCGCCGGUCUUAGGCUGGCCCCUGGGAUGGCCUCUCCCCAGAUUUCCAUGGUUGCAUUUAUAACUGCCACAAAUGUGCCACUACUUCAUCAACAUGAAGAAGAGAAAUUCUUCCUAAAUGCCAAAGGUCAGAAGGAAACUUUGCCCAGUAUAUGGGACUCACCUACCAAACAACUUUCUGUUGUUGUGCCUUCCUACAAUGAAGAAAAACGGUUGCCUGUGAUGAUGGAUGAAGCCCUGGGCUACCUAGAGAAGAGACAGAAACAAGAUCCUUCAUUCACUUAUGAGGUGAUAGUAGUUGAUGAUGGCAGUAAAGACCAGACUUCAAAGGUAGCUUUCAAAUAUUGUCAGAAAUAUGGAAGUGACAAAGUACGAGUGAUAACACUGGUGAAGAAUCGUGGAAAAGGCGGAGCUAUUAGGAUGGGUGUAUUCAGUUCUCGAGGAAAAAAGAUCCUAAUGGCAGAUGCUGAUGGAGCCACAAAGUUUCCAGAUGUUGAGAAAUUAGAAAAGGGACUAAAUGAUCUACAGCCUUGGCCUGAUCAAAUGGCUAUUGCAUGUGGAUCUCGAGCUCAUUUGGAAAAAGAAUCAAUUGCACAGCGUUCUUACUUCCGCACUCUUCUCAUGUAUGGGUUCCACUUUCUGGUGUGGUUCCUUUGUGUCAAAGGAAUCAGGGACACACAGUGUGGGUUCAAAUUACUAACUCGGGAAGCAGCUUCACGGACGUUCUCAUCUCUACACAUUGAACGAUGGUUCUAAAUUAGUUCCAUUUUGGAGCUGGCUACAAAUGGGCAAGGACCUACUUUUUAUACGACUUCGUUAUUUGACUGGUGCCUGGAGGCUUGAGCAAACUAGGAAAGUGAAUUAGAUUGUUUGAGAUCUUUGAUUCUUAUGUAUCAGUGUCACAUUAUUUCAAUUGAAAUUAAAUUUUAAAUAAAGCUGUGAUAGACCUGUUGUCAUUGUCUGGCUUUGGGUAAUUUUAAAGAACUACCAUACAUAAAAUUUAUACUUUGGGACAGAAAUUUAAAAAAAAAAAAAAGGUUUGAAUCAAAAGUCAGAUUUUCUUUUCCUCUAACAUUUUUUUAAAUAUA